Messenger RNA from Penicillium daleae, 306 nucleotides. RefSeq lists its product as uncharacterized. The coding region runs from base 1 to 306 and encodes 101 amino acids. The transcript has a single exon. The record is from RefSeq and is a predicted model, not a curated record. NCBI's taxonomy places the organism in Eukaryota, Fungi, Ascomycota, Eurotiomycetes, Eurotiales, Aspergillaceae.
AUGGUCCAACGGGCAUCAAGAAGCGGUCUCGGCCAGGGGGAGACGAAUCCACCAGUAUGCACGAUCGACCAUUCUUCGCUGUGGGUGGAUCCCAGCGAUCAAGAUGAGAUUGACAAGCCGCGCGGUGACUGGUUCAAGGGAUGGCGGCUAAGUGGUGGGCUGGGGGUCAACUUGAAACACGAGUCGCUCGCCACAGAUGCACUUCAAACCACCGGCGAAACAGAAGACCCCUCAGGGUUAAAAAGAGGAAGUGGUGUCCGACAUGGCCGUCGCACCUUGGAGAAAUGUCUCUGGGUCCAUUUUUAA